CCUGUGGAAUGUCCAGGGCUCUGGUCCGCUCCUCGGGAUGGGGGGUGCCUAAUCCUAGAGCCGCAUUCCAGGAUAAGGGGGGUGGGGAGAGGCUGGGCCGGGGGAGGGGCAGGAAAGAGGGCUAUAAGGGCAGCGGCCCAGGCGGGCGGAAUCCAGGCGGGCCAUGGCGGAUGUCCCCGGGGCACAGCAAGCGGUUCCCGGUGGCGGCCCAGAGCCCCGGGACCCCCUGGACUGUUGGGCCUGCGCUGUGCUUGUAACAGCCCAGAAUCUGCUGGUGGCUGCCUUCAAUCUUCUCCUGCUGGCGCUGGUGCUGGGGACCAUCUUGCUACCCGCUGUCACCAUGCUGGGCUUUGGCUUCCUCUGCCACUCUCAGUUCCUGCGCUCCCAGGCACCCCCUUGCACCGCGCACCUGCGGGACCCCGGUUUCACGGCCCUUCUGGUCACCGGAUUCCUGCUCCUCGUGCCGCUGCUCGUGCUUGCUCUGGCCAGCUACCGCCGCCUCUGCCUGCGCCUCCGCCUAGCCGAUUGCCUCGUGCCCUACAGCCGAGCCCUUUAUCGGCGUCGGCGCGCCCCGCAGCCGCGGCAAACCCGGGCCUCACCAGGGUCCCAGGCCGUUCCUACAUCAGGAAAGGUCUGGGUAUAAUGACCCUCGAGUCAAGAACAACCCUGACGGCUGACCUUCUUCUUACUUGGCCCAAAGACUUGAAGCCCGGCAUCUUCCGGCCUGCCCUGCCCCCACCCCUGCCUGAGCGGAGUCCUAGCAUCCCCUUGGGAGCAGCGGCGUCAGUGGACCCAGUGCUGAGGAAAGCCCCCACAUCCCGGAAAACCCACUUUCCUUUCACUACCCACAUCUCAAUCCUGAACAUCGGGGCUGGAACCUGCACACCUCCCCCCUCAGCCCCGUGGUGAAUGGGACAACAAUCUCGUGCCCUCCUUUUAUGGUGCAGCUCCUCCAGUAUUUCCGGGGCUGGGGCGCGGGGCUGGAGGGGAAGGAGUGUCCAUGCAUCAAUAAAGAUUUAACGAACUGAA
This is a messenger RNA of Rhinopithecus roxellana (golden snub-nosed monkey), 1029 nucleotides long. RefSeq names its product transmembrane protein 88 (gene TMEM88). The coding region runs from base 164 to 643 and encodes 159 amino acids. Gene Ontology annotation, cellular component: plasma membrane. Gene Ontology annotation, molecular function: PDZ domain binding. Gene Ontology annotation, biological process: negative regulation of canonical Wnt signaling pathway. The transcript is spliced from 2 exons. The record is from RefSeq and is a predicted model, not a curated record. NCBI's taxonomy places the organism in Eukaryota, Metazoa, Chordata, Mammalia, Primates, Cercopithecidae.